CUCAAUUUCCCGUGAACACUAGCGCAUUGUUUAGUCACAUGACUCAAUAAUCACGUGUCUCCUCCAUCAUGGCUCCCGCUGUCACCGCGGAGGAUUUCUCCAACUUACAACUUCUUCUAAAGGCGCCGUCUAAAGACGCAGUGAGAGAAGUGUGUGUGCAUAGUCACCGAGGUCCAAGUCGACUCCUCACUGAAAACACAGCAGCCAAAUUCAGUAUCUCCUCCUCCCAGGCCGCUCAGUUGGUUGAGUCUCUGCACGCUCUCUCCCGUCACGUCGUCUUCCAUAAUCUCACGUCUCCAGAGCAGAUCUUGGCCGUUUUUCCUGAAUCAUUUCACUCAAGCCUCAAAAACCUCCUCACCAAAAUCAUACUGGAAAACAGUUCAACCUGGAGAACAGAAGCUCUCAGUACUCAGAUUUCACCGCCGCAGUUGAAGGAGAUGGACUGGAGAGUGGACCUGGUGACCAGCUCAGAGUCGGUCAGUCGAAUGGCCGUCCCCACCUGCCUCCUGCAGCUCAAGAUGGAGGACUCAUGUUGCCAUGGUGAUGAGGCGGUCUCCACAGUGACAGUGGAGCUCAGUCGAGAGUCUCUGGAGACGAUGUUGGACGGGCUCGGGCGAAUCCGGGACCAGCUGUCUGCGGUCGCCGGGAAAUAAGGACAAUUCGCUCAAUUUUGGACAUAUAAGGAGCUUUUCCUGUUGGACUGAUUUCAUGUUACUUUUCCAAUAUUUGUAUGGAAAAAGGACCAAACAAUUAGCAAAUCUGAUGUGAUAGGUAAAGAACAAGUACAAACACAAGCAACAUGGAAGUCUAACUGUGGUGUUACAUUUUUAUGCUUUCAUUACACACACAUUACACACCUGGUGGUAGUGUACUUCUGUAGCCACAGCUGCCCUGGAGUGAUUGCACCUAGAAAUUGUUUUGGGUUGAUGGAGGAGGCUCUUCUUUUAAAUGUUAAUGUUUACAGUUUCUCUGUGAACUGAAUAAAAACAAAAAAUAUAAGCACCAUAUAUAAA
This is a messenger RNA of Boleophthalmus pectinirostris (great blue-spotted mudskipper), 1013 nucleotides long. It is a transcript of the gene commd9, whose product is annotated as COMM domain containing 9. The record is from RefSeq and is a predicted model, not a curated record. The transcript is spliced from 6 exons. The coding region runs from base 69 to 653 and encodes 194 amino acids. Lineage: Eukaryota; Metazoa; Chordata; Actinopteri; Gobiiformes; Gobiidae.